ACCGGGGUUACUUGCGGAGAGUGGGAGGGGGGAGGGCUGUGGUAUGCACUGAGUGCUGGGUUUCCAGCAUUAUCAGCGUACAAACAAAGCCAAUUAGAACUUGAAACUCUUCCCUUCCCCUCUUCAGAGUGACAGAGGGUGAAGCUUCACUCCCACCACGAUUGCCCCUUUCCACCCCCUCUCUUUCACGCUCCUAUCUGGGCUCACUUUUAUCAGCGGCUUAUCAGUAAAUAAUUCCACCUGUUGCGCGGCUUGUGCGCCUGUGUGUGUGUGUGCGUGUGUGUGUAUAUGUAGAUAACUUGAGGUGAGGUAUCGCAUUAAGCAACGCUUGUGCUGCCUCACAAUUCUGGUCCCCAAAAAGCAAACUUUGCUUGUUUGCACUGCUCACCGCAGUACGCUGAAAUGGAAGUCCCAUUGCCAGCGGAUUUCGUAGAUAACCAAACUGAACUGAACUCAACAGAAACGAAAUAAAACCAAGCGAACACACACUUGUACACAUAGGGAGCGAUACAGAUACAGAUACAAAAACAGAGACGGCAGUUUGCUUCAAAUCUUAUCUUAAAACUUGACUCGACAGCGUCGCAGUGACGCAGACGCUUAGCAAUGCCGCUUCGAUUUCUCAGACUGCGUCAGUUUAUCGGGCAAUCGAUCAAGCGUUGAAGAGUUCGAUCGUUUAGUAACCGUUAUAGCACCUAUUGGCGAUCUUGUAAAAGAUAUUUAGAUGUUUUUUUAAGCUUUUUCAUAUAUGUAUCUUUAAUAUGUCCUUCUUAGUUUAAACCCAAAUCAUUCUUAAAUAGAUGAACUUUAUGAAGCUAUCCUGCCUCAUACUAUACAGAAUUGCAAUUUAAGGGUUCCUGAACAGGGUUUCCGCAUUUUUGAGGAUACAUAUGUUUAAUAUCCUUAUAACAAUAGGUUUUCCUUUUUGCCUAUCGAUCUUUGGUAAGCGAAAUUUUUCCAACUCCUUUCCCAUUUAUUUGGAGUUAUGUGACCCAUUCAUUAAUUAAAACCGCGUGGGCUUGCUUAUUUUCUUCUUCAGCUGCCCCUCUCUUUCAGUCUCUCUUUUGCACUCACACGUCAGCUCAACCCUUACUUUGUUGCAGCUUGAACGCGGCAAAAACAACAACUUUUAUUUAUAAACAGCGCUCAUUGUUGGGGGCCUCUCUCCGUUCCUCGCACUCGUUUUGUUCCUUGAUGGACUCUCUGCUCCAAGUUUUGCGUUCUCUUGCUCAGUUACUUACAUUACUGUUCUUAAGUCUCUUCUUCUUGCUGUUGCUUCGACUUCACUGGGGUUGUUGUUGUAAACUCGGUUUCAAGCUUUAAUUACGCCUCACACAUACACUCCGUUAAGGCUUCCAUGCUUGUGUAUGUGUAAACAGUUUAAGGUCGUGUGUGUGUGUACGAGGGGUUGGUGGGACUGGGAGGCAUAAGGGGCAGGGAGCUCAGUUCUUCUGCUAUUCCUAUUUUUGUUUGCCCAACGCCGACGUCGCUGCACUCCAACGGUACUUCUGAGCGUGCCCGAAUUCGAAUUCAAAUUCAUUCGAGCUUUGUGCCUCGUCGCUGGCGUUCGCGAAGUUUGUUGCUGGAUUCGUAUUCGUUUUCCCCACUCUCUCGUCGCUCUCUUUGGCCUGCCACCCACUUUUCUUCGCCCGCUCGCCGGCUUUGGCGCGGCCUCAAAACGAUUCGCUUUCUUACAGCUUCACGACGUCUUGCAAACGGAUAAAAAUGGAGAAGACUCCCCGGUACACGCAGCGGGAGCGGAACAUGGUGUUGGGCUACGCGGCGCAGUACAAGGAUGUGAUCGAGAACAAGCGAACGGACGCCGAGUCGAACCGCAAAAAGGACGAUGUCUGGACGGAGAUCGCCAAGGAGUUCAACUCGCGAGUCUACCACCAGCGCAGCGCCAAGCAGCUCCGCCAGCUGUACAAGAACAUGAAGCUGCUGCUCAAGAAGGACCUCUGCGGCGAGGACAAGAGCAACCACUCGUUCAUGGAUCUGCUCAACACGCUCUCGCAGCAGGAGUCCGUGGGUCAGUACAUCGCCGAGCAGCUCUCGCCGGAGGGCGCGGGCGGGGGAGGCGGCAAGCAGGGCGGCGCGGGAAACGGAGGCGGUCUCGGGAAUGGCCACCAUGCCGACGACUUUGACGACUCAAAGUAUCACUUGUUUUCCUCCCACUUGCAGAUGCCCCUUUAUCCCGAGGGCAUGGACACGGACGUAAUCCUCAUCAAGUCGGAGACGAUCAGCGACAACGAGCAGACGGACAACGGCAUGGACUGCCUGGACGACGAGGAUGACGACGACUGCCUGAGUCCCAAGGCGCCGGAGGUGUGCCUGGAGGAGGAGGACGGCCUGCUCUUUCCCACCGAUCUGCGCCAGUUGCAGCAGGUGGGCUCCGGUGCCGUCGGCGGCGGCGGCGGUGGUGUCUCCUCCACCUCGCUGCCGGGCGGCAAUGUGCCCAGCAACGGGAUCACGGACUCCGUGCGCCGUACCGCCAGCUCGCCCGUAUGCUCAACGAAGACCUCGGUGAGUUCCAGCGGCAGCUAUGCAUCGGCGCUCAAGCCGGACAUCCCUAUCGCGCCAGUGGGCCACAUUCGAGUGGGCAGCUUUGCCAACAUCAACAAGACGCUGCAGAACGGCGGCUCCAACGCCACGGGCCUGUCGGCCAGCAAUGGCGGCGCGAAUGCCAGUGGAGUGCUGCCCCUGACGGCGGAGCAAGUGCAGCAGCACACGCUCCUCAACGGCCUGGGUCUGUCCGCCGUCAAUCCGCCGCACUCCCUGCAGGCGGCCAUCAAUGCCGCCUACAUGACAGCACCCACUUCCUCGGUGGCCGCCAGCAGUCGCCGCACCCCGCCCACUUUGCAACUGCCACGGCUCCAGCGCGGGAACAAUAGCAACAACAAUGGCAGCGGCAACAACAGCGCUGGCAACACCAACAACUCCUCGCUGGCCGGCAAUGGAGUGCAGCUCCUGCUCAAUGGCAACCACCACGGACAGCAGUCGCACCACCCGCUGUCGCGGGACAAGACGGGCGGUGUGGCCAUCGGGGCGGCGGGCAGCUUCAACGGCUACAACGGACUGGCAGUGGCAGUUCCGUGCGGCACUUUAAACAGCAGCCGAAGUGCAACCGGAACCGGAAGCGGCGGCAGCAGCGCGAACAGCAGCGGCGUGGGCCUGGGCGUGGGCGUAGCCGCCAACAGUGCGACGAGCGGCAGUCCAAGCUGUGGAUCGAAGAGCCAGCACCACGAGCUAAUGAACUCGCUGAGAAUCGAGGAGAGUCGGCGCAAGAUCGACCUGAUCAAUGCCCAAAUCGAGUACUGGCAGACGUUGACCCGCAAGCUUAACAGUCAGACGGGGCACGUUCCGAAUCCCUCGUGUCCGUGCCACUUCCCGGGCGCCAACGUUCUCUCGCCCGCCACACCAGCUCCCGCUGGGCCAUCAUCGUCCUCGUCCGCCUCCGCCAACGUGCUGCAAACGCAGGCUAGCACCAGCUAGUCCGCAGCGAAGGGCCGGGGGGCCGGGGGCGACACCAGCGACAUCAUCUCCAUAGUGGACAUAGAUGAUGAGCGGUCUGAGGAGGAAGAGCAGUCGGAGGACGAGGACCACGCCAUAACGGAUCUGACGCUGCCCGGUGUCGAGAUCGAGGACGAGGACGAGGACGUAAACGAUGAAGAUGACUCACAGGAUGCCUUGGCCAAGGAUGUGGGUGUGGUGGGCGGCCUAUCGCCGCCACGUUCGUCGCCACACUCCCCGGCGCCACCAGUGAAGCGCUUUAAGCGCCAGGAAACCACCUCUGAGCUCCUGCGGCAGCUGGCCCUGCAGCAGCAGAAUGAGGAUCCCUAGGAGGGGUGCUAGUAUUUCAUCUAGUUUGCAUGCCGCAUGCAGCAUCUUUUUUGUCCUAACCAUUUUAUUAUACAUUAACAUAUAUUUAUUUACGCCUAGUUUUGAGUGCCAAACAGAAAGAUAGGAGCCUUGCCAUCGAGAAUGCUUGCCAAAGGACCUGCUGAUAAACAGGUCACAACCACUCGCAAACCGCUAUUUAUUUGCUAACCUAACUUAAUUUAAGUGUUCGACUAUUUUCAUUCUGUUUAUUUACGUAAUGAGCCACCUAUUUUUUAUUUUUUUUUGUUUUAUGAAUAGUAUGUGUAAUGUUAAGUUUAAGAGCUGUAACCAAAAAGAAGAAGAAGGAGGAUAUCUUGACUUUGUACAUUUACCUUAAAAUUAGAACUACUUAAUUAGAACGGAGAAUUAAGAGAACACAAAGAACGAAAACUGUACAAAUGUGGUUCCUAUUCUAGUCCCUAAACGAAAGAGUGAAGAAACGAGGAGGAAAGCUGAAAUGUAAUGCUUAGCCGUGAACUUGUGUAUUAUUUUUUAUAUCAACCCAGAGAGUUCCCUGUUUGUGACCCAAAAAAAAACCAUCCAAAGAACUAUAGCUAAUUUGAUGUACUUAAAGGAUCAGCGAAACCAAAACAAAAUAGUCUGUAUAGAUAAACGAAGAUGGAGAGAGGCGGUCCAGAGAUAAAGGUAUGAAAUUGCUAGUCGUCGUUGCAUAACUUUAUUUUAAUGUAGCAUACAAGCCGUUUAGUUAUUGCUAAUUGUACGUGUAAAAUAAAAAUAAUUGCCUACCCAGUUACCACAAUUUACAAGGAAACACACACCAAACCAAAAGUAAAAUCUAAGAAAAAGAGCAAAAAAAAAAAUUUAUACAACUUUUGUAAACGAAAAUUAUUAAUAAAACAAUGAAUUUACUUUGUGGCCUA
Messenger RNA from Drosophila ficusphila, 4757 nucleotides. RefSeq lists its product as uncharacterized. The record is from RefSeq and is a predicted model, not a curated record. Lineage: Eukaryota; Metazoa; Arthropoda; Insecta; Diptera; Drosophilidae. The coding region runs from base 1723 to 3489 and encodes 588 amino acids. The transcript is spliced from 3 exons.